Molecule: messenger RNA, 876 nt
Organism: Spirometra erinaceieuropaei
Lineage: Eukaryota; Metazoa; Platyhelminthes; Cestoda; Diphyllobothriidea; Diphyllobothriidae
Source: the annotation of a GenBank genome assembly
AUGCUAAACGAGAAGAUUUACGUCUUCCUCUUCUUCUUCCUCUCGGCCGUGCUCUUCAUGACGCUCUUCAGCGUGCCACUUUGGCUGGUACGCAUCGCGGCAAGGCGGCAACGCCAUUUCGUGCGACGGUUCCUUAAGAUGGCCGACGUUUACAACCGUGAUGAUGAGAAGAUGCGCGAUCUGAUUAGCCGUUUCAUCAACGAGUUCCUGCGUCAGGACGGACACUUUCUGCUGCGUAUGCUAUCUAUGAAUGCCGGUGAUCUUAUUACUGUGGAGAUCGUGUGCUGUCUGUUCGGGGAUUAUAAGAAACAGUACUAUGGGAAGGAUUUCCGUCGCGGAGAGCCUAAAGCAAAAAACAAUGAGUACGGCGACCUGUCCAUACUGAAGGCUACGAGUAGUCAGGUGUCGGGGUAUCAUCAUUACCACCCAAAUACCCCCGGCCUGCCGCCUGCAUCUCACAGCGAGGGCAAUUUGGUCUCGCCAGACGGUGACUUUAUGAGUCUUCAGCUCCAACCUGGCGGUCAGGUGACCUCGAAGCAUCGACCGCUUCCUUCGGCGCCCGUGAUGCCGGAGACGAAGAGCCCAAGAACACCCUACCCGACCGACCUUAGGGAGUGUGCCACGGAUUUGCCGCCACCACUAUAUCCAAAUCCCAACAUUGAACUUCAGCGUUCUCAAAAGGGGGCUGUGGCAGCGAACACUGUCGAUGGUGGUGGGAAGGCCGUGGCGCAGGAGGAGGGGGACGAAGAGGAGGAGGAGGGUGUACGGCAGACGGCAAUUAUUCACCGACAGGCCGAUCGUGACGACGAGAGCACCGGCGCCGCUCGCCAUCCACCCACAUCCACGGCCACUGUCCGACGAAUGUUUAAUGUCUAG